Messenger RNA from Chiloscyllium plagiosum (whitespotted bambooshark), 3392 nucleotides. Its product is annotated as ribonuclease P protein subunit p25-like protein. NCBI's taxonomy places the organism in Eukaryota, Metazoa, Chordata, Chondrichthyes, Orectolobiformes, Hemiscylliidae. Gene Ontology annotation, biological process: tRNA 5'-leader removal. Gene Ontology annotation, molecular function: RNA binding. The record is from RefSeq and is a predicted model, not a curated record. Gene Ontology annotation, cellular component: ribonuclease MRP complex.
GAGACAGAGGCACUGACUGUUCUCUGUUCAGUGCAGAUGCUGCAGACAGCUUCUACCUUGGAACCAGCGGAGAAGCAGCUUAUUUUUGUUUUCUGCCCUCUCCCUCUUUGCAAUUGAAGAUGAGCUCGGGACAUGGUUGAAACACAUAAGACGGCGCUUCGAUAAAUGGGGAAGUACUGCCCCGUGCUGGAGAACUCCCGGGUCGGCUUCCAAGGAUUGUGUUGAGGAAUGAGUUGGUAGGAGCAGCCGAGGUUCGCGGGGGAGGGGUGAAGGAAGUUAAGUGAUGGGUCACAGCUUGUUGGAGGGAGCCGGUGCAAAAGUACAAAACACAAAAACACGGGGAGCUCGUUUCGAUCCGACGCUGUAGCGUGCAGCAGGAUGAGAAAACAGCCCGCUUGUCCUGCAGCAUGAAACCAAUCUCGCCCACUUUGUCCUUUGCUUGAAAACGUUGCCCAGCUUUGCAGAACAACGACAAAAAUAAACUGCCAAUUUUUAUUGUGCAGAGAAAAACGACUUCGCUCAGUUUUGCAGAAGAACAGGAUAAGACUGCCUCGGGGACGGAGGAACAACUUUGCCCAGUUUCGCAAAAACAGCGACGUGAAGGAAGAGCUUUUGUCAGUUUUUGCACAGGAAGGAAAAUAAAAGGACUUCGCUGAAUUUUGCAAAGGAGGAAAAUAAGACAACCCUACCCAGUUUUGCGAAACACCGAUAGAAAAAAAACCAGCUUUUGCACAAGAGGAAAAUGGGACUUUACCCAGUUUUGCAAAGGAACAAUUUUGCCCAGUUUUGCAAAACAUGAACGACAAAACCCGUCAGAUUUUGCAAAGGAGGAAAAUGAAACAACCUCGCCCAGUUUUGCAAAACACCAAAAAGUCUUUCACCUUUUCAGCAGGAGGAAAACCGUAAGGACUUUUACCCAGUUUUGCAAAGCAACAGCCUUGCAGCUUUGCAGAGCAUCAGCGACUUUUCCCCAGGAGGGAAACAGUAGGAAGUUGCCCGGUUUUGCAAAAGGAGCAGCCUUGCAGUUCUGCAAAAUACCGGCAAAUAAAAGUCUGUCAGCUUUUUGCAGAGAAGAAAAAUCAAACAAGCUUGCCUAGUUUUGCAAAACGCCGACAAGUAUGCCCUUCCGUUUUUGCAAAGGAGGAAAUUGAAAGUACGCUGCCCGGUUUUGUGAAGGAACAACGAGAGAAGAAAAUUGCUGCAAAGGAAAGAUUUUUUUUUUGCAAAUAAAAAAGGACUUCGGAUGGUGGUUUUAUUGCAGCACUGACUCCAAACCAAAAGAGGGAACAAGAGCGGACGCUUUGGGGGUUUGGUAUGGGUGAUAUGGCAGGGGGCUGGUGCAUCGUUUGAGGUUGCAUUUGGAAAGGGGAGAUGCAGGGGAGCGGCGAGAUGGCGAACUAUCGGAAGAUCGGGCGGACGGAGGAGGAGAGCCCGCUGCCUUUCGCUGACCUGCCGGCGGACACGGUGGAGAUGCGGGUGAAGGAGGGCAGCAAGAUCCGCAACCUGAUGGGCUUCGCGCUGGCCCGCAUGGAGCUGGAGGGCACGCGGAGGAUAGUAUUCAGCGGUUCGGGCCGGGCGGUCACCAAGACCAUCACCUGCGCCGAGAUUAUGAAGCGCAGGCUGGGAGGGUUGCACCAGAUCACCAAGCUCCGCCCGAGGAGCCUGCGGGAGACCUGGCAGAGCAGCACCGCCGGCAGCGGGGCAGCCCUCACCCUGCUCAAGACCGUUCCGUCCGUCUGCAUCCUGCUGUCCAAGGAGCCCCUGGACCCCGCCGAAGCCGGCUACCAGCCCCCGGACUCCGCUCCCCCGCUGUGGCCGGAGCCCGGUGCCGCCGGUGCUGCCCGGGCCGGGCAGGAGGAGCCAGGGUUCAGCCCGGCCAGCCGGGGCGUCAAGCGCCGCUGCCGGGGAAGCGACAGUGGCGGCGGAGCGUCGCCCGAGAUGGUCCCGAAGCUCAGCAAAGGGGAACAGCCCAGUGAGACCCCUCCCUUCCCCAACUAUACUUACCUCCUGAACCCCCAGCAGUAACUCACAGACCGCAGGACACAAGUGGUAGUGUCCCUACCCCGGACCAGGGGAGUGUGUCAUACCAUCUCUAAACAGGUUAAAAAAUAUAUCACUGAGGGUCCUCUUGUAGUACAAUGACAGUAUCCGCACCUCUGGACUGGGAGUGUGUGUCAUAACAUCUCUAAACAGGUUAAAAAUGAAAUUGCCCUGAGGGUCUGUGUGAUACAGUGCUUGUAUCCCCACUCAUGGACUGGGACUGUGUGUCGUAACAUCUCUAAACAGGUUAAAAAAUAUAGCACUGAGGUUCCUCUUGUGGUACAGUGGUAGUGUCCCUAUUGCUGGAUUGGGAGUGUGUGUCAUAACAUCUCUAAACAGGUUAAAAAUGAAAUUGCCCUGAGGGUCCUCUUGUGGUACAGUGGUAGUAUCCUCACUCAUGGACUGGGAGUGUGUUACAUCAUGUCUUAACUGGUUAAAAAAAUCAUUUUGUGGGAUCUCUUGUGGUGCAAUGGUACUGGACCUACCCCAGGACUGGAUGGCUUGGAUUCAAGUUGUUCUAGAGUGUGGGUUAUACCAUCUCCGAACAGAUUAAAAAAUAUCACUUUGCCAUGAGGGUCCUCAUGAUACACUGGUAGUGUAUCCAGCCCUGGACCGGGAGUGUACAUCAUACCAUGUCCAAACAGGUUAGAAGAAAAUCACUACAAUCAUGGUCCUGUUGUGGUAUAGUGGUAAUGUCCCUAUUGCUGGACUGGGAGUGUGUGUCAUAACAUUCCUGAACAAGUUGUAAAGAAAAUCAAUUUGCCAAGAAAACCUCUUCUGUCUGGUGCAGUAGUAGUGUCCCUACCUAUGGACUGGGUGGCUCGAAUUCAAGUCCCACCUGCUCCAGAGGUGUGUGAUACCAUCUCCGAACAGGUUGAAAUAGAAUAGGAAUUACAGCAGGGGCUCAGUGUGGCACAGUGGUAGUGAUCCUACUGCUGGGCCAGGAGGUCCAGUCAAGUCCCACCUGCUCCAGAGAUGUGCCAUAACAGAGGUUGAUGUAAAAUAUCAAUUAUAUAUAGAGGUCUAUAUACACAUACAAAUCUAUACAAUUAUAGAGCACUUUGUAAAAUGCACAAAGAGAAGUAUUACUGUGUGGGUAUGUUAUGUUACAACAAAGAUGCAUUGUUAAGUCCCUGAACAUUAUGAAGUCUUUGGAACACAUAAUGAAAAAAGGACAUUUAAGAAGGGAAAUUUUAUUGCAACUUCAAAAUCCACAUGGAAGCAAAGUUCCCAAAGAUCACAGACUGGAUAAGAGAUUUAGCAAGAAAUGUAUUCGGUCCAGUUCUGAAGAAGGGUCACUCGACCUGAAACAUUAACUGUUUCUCUCUCCAUAGAUGCUACCAGACUUGCUG